Messenger RNA from Lates calcarifer (barramundi perch), 5514 nucleotides. It is a transcript of the gene ppfia4, whose product is annotated as PTPRF interacting protein alpha 4. The transcript has 30 exons. Lineage: Eukaryota; Metazoa; Chordata; Actinopteri; Centropomidae. The record is from RefSeq and is a predicted model, not a curated record. Gene Ontology annotation, biological process: synapse organization. Gene Ontology annotation, cellular component: presynaptic active zone. Gene Ontology annotation, molecular function: protein binding. Bases 463 to 4011 code for a protein of 1182 amino acids.
UGUGUGUGUGUGUGUGUGUGUGUAUGACAGAACGACUGAGAGAGUGGGAGGAGGAGUGAGCGUCGGUUCGGUGGCGGUGUGGAGAGAUGGAAGCGGGGAAGGCGGAUGCAGAUAAGACUCGCUCUCGCUGUCCCCAGGACUAAGGACGCAGAUUAAACGUCUCUACCCUAAGGAUAUUUUUCGUAUUUUUAUUAUUAUUAUUUUCCUGCCGAUGUACUAUGAUCUCCGUCGCGCUUUCGGGCACCACCCCUCCAAACGCACCCGUCUAUCUCUGAGCUGUCAAUCAUAUCACGCCGGGAUUUCUACAUGUGAGUGCAUGGCGCGCCGGGCAGGGCGGAUCUGCUCACUGGGUGAAAAAACGCCGGUUAAUAUGGAUGAAAGGUCAAUCACCAUCUCGUCAUUUCAAUCACUCUGAUUAGCGACACCGUCCUAUAGCGUUGCCCAGACCACAGAGCAGGAAAGAUGAUGUGCGAGGUGAUGCCGACCAUCAGCGAGGGAGACUCGGCCGGUCCUCCGAGAGGCACCGGCGGCGUCCCGAACGGCUCGGACCAGGAGGCCAACUUCGAGCAGCUGAUGGUCAACAUGCUGGACGAGAGGGACAAGCUGCUGGAGUCCCUCAGGGAGACUCAGGAGACCCUCAUUCAGUCUCAGACUAAGCUGCAGGGGGCGCUGCACGAGAGGGACGUGCUCCAGCGGCAGAUCAACGCCGCGCUGCCUCAGGAGUUUGCCACCCUGACGAAGGAGCUGAACAUAUGCCGGGAGCAGCUGCUGGAGAAAGAGGAGGAAAUAUCUGAGCUGAAAGCUGAAAGGAACAACACCAGGCUGCUGUUGGAGCACCUGGAGUGUCUGGUGUCUCGCCACGAACGCAGUUUGAGGAUGACAGUGGUGAAGAGACAGGCACCCCCGCCAUCUGGAGUCUCUAGCGAAGUGGAGGUCCUCAAAGCUCUGAAGUCGCUGUUUGAACACCACAAGGCUCUGGAUGAAAAGGUGCGUGAGAGGCUUCGGGUGGCUCUGGAGAGGGUGGCCACCCUGGAGGGACAGCUAGCAGCUACAACACAAGAGUUGAAUAUGGUGAGACAAAGGAAGGAUGGUGACUCAGUGGAGCGAACAGAUGGAUCCAAACCUACAUGGAAGAGACUGCCCAAUGGCUCCAUAGACGCUCACGAUGACGGCAGUCGGGUGUCUGAGCUUCAGGAGCUCCUGGAUCGGACCAAUAAGGAGCUGGCCCAGACCCGCGAGCACUCUGCCACUCUAAAUGCCCGUGUGGCUGAGCUUGAGACAGAGCUUGCAAACGCACGCCGAGAACUGAGCCGCAGCGAGGAGCUGUCAAUCAAACAACAGAGGGAACAGAGAGAGAGAGAGGAUAUGGAGGAGAGAAUAACAACGUUAGAGAAACGCUACCUGGCUGCCCAGCGGGAGACCACACACAUCCACGACCUCAAUGACAAACUGGAGAAUGAGCUGGCCACCAAGGACUCCCUGCACCGACAGAGUGAAGAGAAGGUGCGCCAGCUGCAGGAGAUGUUGGAGAUGGCAGAGCAGAGACUGGCUCAGACCAUGAGGAAGGCAGAGACUCUGCCAGAGGUGGAAGCUGAACUGGCACAGAGAGUGGCAGCGCUCUCCAAGGCUGAGGAGCGCCAUGGCAACGUGGAGGAGCGUCUCAGACAGCUGGAAUCACAACUGGAGGAGAAGAACCAAGAGCUAGGAAGGGCUCGUCAAAGGGAGAAAAUGAAUGAGGAGCACAACAAGCGUUUAUCUGACACUGUGGAUCGUCUGCUCACUGAGUCCAAUGAAAGACUGCAGCUCCAUUUGAAAGAACGCAUGGCUGCCCUGGAGGACAAGAACUCCCUUAUUCAGGACCUUGAAAACUGCCAGAAACAGCUUGAAGAAUUUCACCACACCAGGGAACGGUUGAUUGGAGAGAUCGAGAAGCUGAGAAAUGAGAUCGACCAUUUGAAACGCCGCAGUGGGGUGUUUGGAGACGGAACUCACCCUCGGUCUCACCUGGGUAGCUCCAGUGAUCUUCGCUUCUCAGUGGUGGAGGGCCAAGAUGGCCACUACAGUACAACUGUGAUCAGGCGGGCACAGAAGGGCAGGCUGUCAGCGCUACGAGACGACCCAAACAAGGACUACCCAUCUCUGCGUGGCAGUGUCAGCCACCUCCUUGGCAGCGACAUCGAGGCCGAGUCAGACCUGGAUGACGACGUUAGCUCUGCCCUGCUUUCCCCCAGCGGCCAAUCAGAUGCUCAGACUCUUGCUCUCAUGCUGCAAGAGCAGCUUGACGCUAUCAAUGAAGAGAUAAGGAUGAUCCAGGUAGAGAGAGAGUCAGCAGACCUGCGCUCUGAUGAGAUUGAGUCCCGUGUGAACAGCGGGAGCAUGGACGGACUCAACGUGACGCUUCGACCCCGGGCCCUGCCCACCUCCGCCACCGCCCAGUCCCUUGCAUCAUCCUCCUCCCCACCCACCAGCGGCCACUCCACACCUAAACACCACGGACGCAACACCAGCCACCAUCUAGGCAUCAUGACUCUGCCAAGCGACUUGAGGAAACACCGCAGGAAAGUAGCAUCUCCAGUGGAGGUGGACAAAGCUACUAUCAAGUGUGAGACAUCACCGCCCUCCUCCCCCCGCAGUUUACGACUGGAAACCAAUUUUGCCCAAUUCACAGGCAGUUUGGAGGAUGGUCGAGGCAAGCAGAAGAAGGGCAUCAAGUCAUCUAUUGGCCGAUUGUUUGGGAAGAAGGAGAAGGGUCGAAUGGACCAGACAGGAGUCAGCAGGGAUGGACAGCCCUUACCGGCCUUAUCAGACUUUGAGAUGGGCAUCGGUGACACUAUGACUCUGGGAAAACUGGGCACUCAGGCUGAGAGGGACCGCAGGAUGAAGAAAAAACAUGAGCUUCUAGAAGAUGCCAGGAAAAGAGGUCUGCCAUUUGCCCAGUGGGAUGGCCCUACUGUCGUCUCCUGGCUAGAGCUGUGGGUGGGUAUGCCAGCCUGGUAUGUGGCAGCCUGUCGUGCCAACGUGAAGAGCGGAGCCAUCAUGUCAGCUCUGUCAGACACAGAGAUCCAGAGGGAAAUUGGCAUCAGCAACCCUCUGCACAGACUCAAGCUGCGCUUGGCCAUCCAGGAGAUGGUCUCCCUCACCAGCCCCUCAGCACCACUCACAUCGAGAACGUCCUCCGGAAAUGUGUGGGUGACUCAUGAAGAGAUGGAGAACCUGGCUUCUUCCACCAAAGCGGACAAUGAGGAGGGCAGCUGGGCACAGACUCUGGCAUAUGGAGACAUGAAUCAUGAGUGGAUAGGGAACGAGUGGCUGCCCAGUCUUGGUCUGCCUCAGUACCGCUCCUACUUCAUGGAGUGUCUGGUGGACGCACGCAUGCUGGACCACCUGACUAAGAAGGACCUGAGGAGCCACCUCAAGAUGGUGGACAGUUUCCAUAGGGCUAGUCUGCAGUAUGGGAUUAUGUGCUUGAAGAGACUCAAUUAUGACAGGAAAGACCUGGAGCGCCGGAGAGAGGACAGCCAACACGACAUGAAAGAUGUGUUGGUGUGGACCAACGAGCAGGUGAUCCACUGGGUCCAGUCCAUUGGUCUGAGGGAGUACAGUGGCAACCUGUUGGAAAGUGGUGUUCAUGGGGCGCUCGUCUCUCUUGAUGAGACCUUCGACUACAGCAGCCUAGCGCUGAUCCUGCAGAUCCCUAUGCAGAACACACAGGCACGGCAGGUUUUGGAGAGGGAGUUCAACAACCUGCUAGCCUUGGGGACGGACCGUCGACUAGAGGAGAGUGGGGAUGACAAGACUUUUCGACGCUCUCCAUCAUGGCGCAAGAGGUUUCGGGCACGUGAGGGAGGGGCGGGGCUGGGGAUGAUGGCAGGCUCCAUGGAAACACUGCCUGCGGGCUUCCGUAUGCCCUCCAUGUCCAUGCCACCCUCUGUGAAUUUGAUGCCCAAGAAACAGCUCCAACCUGAAGUGCAUUCUCAUUACCUAUACGGACACAUGCUUGCGGCCUUUUGAGAGUGAUAUGCCAAAUCUGGAGAGGAAGACCUGGGUGCCACUGGGGGGGGGUGUAGGUCUUCACCCCUUUGUUGCCCAGCCUCACCUCCCACCUUUCACCUCUCACCUCUCCUUCGGACACGUGCAAUACAGAGGCCAACUCUGACCUUUGAACUCUUGAGAGUGCUCAUUGGCUGCGCUCGCUGCUGUAAAGGAGACUUAUCCCGGUCUCUCCCAGUUUACCCCAGUGCUCCCAGUAGCCUUGUUGUUGUGGUGUUGUGCUCCUGCUCCCCUGGUCUCAGCUGUGGGUUCUUGUCCUGGUUCUAUUAGUCUCAACAUGGCCAAGUCCAAGCCAAUUUUGCUGUGUCAUCGAGUCGUAGGAACAACAAUAGUUGGUUAGUGUAAAAAACAAAAAGAUGUAAAGUGAAGGUGACCAGCUGUUGACUUGGAUUUGGGAAUGAUGAAUACUUGUAUAAAUGGCAGAUCCCACUGCAUAUUGCCCCUCUACCGGUUAUGCAAGGUAUUACUCAUUUAUCGUCUCUGUACAUAAAAUGGAUGACUUAUGUUUUUUAUAGAAAUAUUAUAUAUAUAUUGGAAAUAUAUAUGGAAAAUAAUAUAAUAUCAUUGCUGUAUGAAACCCAAUGCCCUGUAUUCGAUAGUGACUGUUCUCUCUCUCUUUCUCUUUCUUUCUCUUUCUCUCUGUGUCGGACCUUUGUGUGUCUUUUGCUGUAUGCUGUAAGUGUGUGAAUCGUUAGUGGGAGGGACUCACAAAGGAGGGGGUGUGUUUCUACAAGGACUCUUCACAGGUUCAUGGGUCCAAUUUCAGACUUUUCUCUCUUUGCCUCUUCUCCAGUUCUUUCUUUCCCCCCUCUCUCCUCCUCUUUUGACACUAUGUAGCUGUUACCUCUCCUCUCUCCGCCUCUCUCGCCUUCUGUAUGACACUAUGUAGCCUAGAAUAGAGAGAAUCCUUUAAUAUGAAGAGUGUGUGUAUGUGCGCGUGAGUGGACGAGUGAGUCUCUUUGCUCAAGACUUGUGGAGAGGUUGUGUGUGAAAGGCCGACCCCAGCCGUGUGACCAUGACUCUUUUCUGUGGAUGGGUAGUGUGAACACUGUAGCUCCUCUCUGUUGAUUCCUUACUUUUUCUCUCAAAUCAAACUGUAAACUGCUGCUCAACAUCAGCCAACGAUAUCCACGUUAUACUGCUCAAAGCAGCGGGCUCGUCUAAUCCUGCCCCGUUGCCUCCCAUUUAGUUGCCAUAGAGACGUGCCAGUGAGCAGUCAGUACUCUUGGCUGACCAACUCCUCAUCCAAUGAGAACACAGCAUAUGAGCCAGUGAAUUGCUGGAUGGGUGUACAAUCUUUUAUUUCACUUUAUUUUUUAUUUUACAGUUUUUCCAAGGUGUCUAAAAGGUGUAAUGUGCUAUGUGGCAGCUAUGAGUACUGUGUCUUUAUUCCAGGUGUGAAACAAUGCUGACAAAUCAAGAUUUUAUUAUUUGGCUAUUUAAAAAAGUGUACUGUAUUUAUGA